AUGACGUCACAUCCGCCUCAGCCCUCCUCUCGCAGCCAAUCGGAGCGCGGCUACGGCGCGCGGGCCAAGGGCCGGGGUCAAGGGUCAGAGCUCAGCCAAGAUGGCGGCGGCGGCGCCGGGGCGGCGGCGGCCGGUGCUGCUGCUGCUGCUCGGAGCCGUUUAUCUCGGGCUCAGCGCGGCCGUGGAUCGGAGCAACUUCAAAACGUGCGAGCAAAGCAGUUUCUGCAGGCGGCAGCGCAGUUUCCAACCCGGCCGCUCUCCGUACCGAGCGCUGUUGGAUUCGUUGCAGCUCAGCCCCGAAUCCGUCACGGUGCAGGUGGUCAAUGAGGCCACCAAGGUCCCGUUGCAGUUGGAGCUGCAGGCUCUGCACUCCAACAUCACCCGCCUGCGGCUCCGGGAGCUGCGCCCGCUGCGCCCGCGCUACGAGGUGCCCGACGUGCUGGUGGGAGACCUCCCCCAUCCCGAGCCGCUGUCGGUGUCAGGCCGUGACGAGGGCAGCGUGGAGCUGUCGUGGGGGGGUCCGGGGUGCUAAAUUUGAGGGUCCCAUAAAUGAAAUCCCCCUGAUAGUCAACCUCCCCCCCUAAAUAUAUCCCCCCCCUCCCCAAAACGUUUCCUAAGGCGGUUUUUAGGUAGCUUGGGGCCCCUACAUGCCACCCCCCCACCCCCCAAAUGUGUUCCUAA
Molecule: messenger RNA, 681 nt
Organism: Phasianus colchicus (ring-necked pheasant)
Lineage: Eukaryota; Metazoa; Chordata; Aves; Galliformes; Phasianidae
Source: RefSeq, a predicted model, not a curated record